Molecule: messenger RNA, 5602 nt
Organism: Odontomachus brunneus
Lineage: Eukaryota; Metazoa; Arthropoda; Insecta; Hymenoptera; Formicidae
Gene: Su(dx)
Product: E3 ubiquitin-protein ligase Su(dx)-like
Exons: 12
Coding region: 665-4246 (1193 amino acids)
Molecular function (GO): protein binding; ubiquitin-protein transferase activity
Source: RefSeq, a predicted model, not a curated record
GUCGGCGUAAGUUACGCACUGUGGAGCAUGCACGGAACGUCGUGGUGCACCGUGGCUCUUCUCGCGUGAGUCAAAACGCGAUAGAUUGUGACAAGACCGAAAACAGCGGACGUGUGUCUCGUUCGACGAUCCGUUGGUCCGUCCAGCGACUUUUAUGCAUGUACUGACCAGGAAUCACCGCUGACCGUGGUCGCUCCGCUCUCGCACAGCAUAAAGAGCUCUACGUUUGACGUAUGAAAAGAUGGUGACCGACCGAUAGCGGGAUUUAAUGAUAACGCAAAUCCCCGAGUGUUUCCACUAAUUUUCGCCGCCGAUAGGAUCGUUAAUCGAGCGAGGAUGGACGACAAAUCGACACUGGGGAUAUCGUGAGCAGCAGAAGACGUCAAUUUCGGUUCGUAUCGCUUACAGCCGCGGACCUAUCUUGUUCCUUUGGCCGGGACGUUCUGUGCACGACGAAUCAACCAAGAUCACCGAGUGACAGCGUUAACGACCGUGAGAUCUGAGAGCUGCGAUCUUCACGACGCCGUAAUUCUCCGUACACGCUCGUGACAGCUCUCAGUCAACGAGGAUUGACGAUUUGUACACAUAUCACAAGAAAGUAAUUUGAUGAAAGGAUUAUGAAUCCUUUAAGAUAGUUACUUUGAAUUGUAGUAAAUUCUGUACAAUGUCCCAUUGCGAGGAAGAAGUGGUAUCACCUGGUUUUCACCAAUUAAGUAUUACAAUUGAAGCAGCAAUACUACGAAGUUCAACUUUCCUAAAGCCUAAUCCAUACAUAGAAUUCUCAGUUGAUGACAAAAGUCCUCGCAAAACAGAAGUGUCAAAGUCGACUUAUCAACCAAAAUGGAACGAAGAAUUUACAAUACUUGUCACGCCAUAUUCACAGUUGCACUUUCGACUGCUUGACCAUAGUACAUUUCGCAAAGACACAUUAAUAGGGGAGAAACGAAUAAGCCUAUUUCAAGUAUUAUCACAUUAUAAUGGAAAAUUAGAAAAUUUAGAGUUGACAUUCGAUUUAAUGAGUGAGAGCAAACACGACUCGCAGCUGUGUAAAGUCGGCGAAUUGAUUACGGUUUUUGAUGGACUUAAGAUAGAUACUACUAAUGAGACCUUACUAAAUGUUAGUGAGCCAUCCUGCCAAAUACAAUCUGAUGGUGCCACAAACAACGAUACAAUCAAUAAUCGAAGUAUUCUCAAUGGAGGAGUUCGCGCACGUAUGAGAUUGCACAGUUCAGAAAAUCUUGCUCCAUCUGUAUGUCGUCCUUUCACGAAUGUUCAUCUCAGUCCCAAUUACAACAGUGGCAACAGUCAGACGAAUAGCAACAAAAAUGUCGGAUCUACAUCCGCGACUAAUGCAGAUGGGACGUCGAGUAACGUCGGUAGCAGCAGCAGCAGCAGCAGUGGCAGCCUCUCCGCGAGCUCCUUGGCGAAUGGACACGCGAUCUCGAUGGCGGACAAAUCCAUGGUGUCUCCGGGAAUUCGCAGACGCACCUACGUCACAGACGUGCGAACUCUUGUAGAUAUGACUCGCAGAAUGACUCUCAAAGAUCAGCAGCCCACGUCGGUCAGUUACUCGCGUAACAGUUACGGCACGGAGCAAUCCUCGAUGCUCAAGUCAGAUCCGCGCAGUGGGUCGCGGUCGGAGCAGUCUGCGAUCAUGACCGGAAUGUGUACAGACGCUCGUGUGAUAUCCCGACAGGAACAGUCGGUGCUUUCUAACACCGCCGACGUUUCUGCCGCUCCUCACACCUCCGAUCCGAACGUGUCGCCGCACGUGGACGCCGCACGCAGCGUCCUGCGAAUAGAACAACCGAUCGCUGGCGCCGGAGCCGUUUUUCCCGACAGUCGCGCGAUGACACGGUCAGAGCAAUCGAGCAGCGCUCUCAUGACGGAGGACUUGCGCGUGAUGAGGCAACAGCCCGAGCAAACCACGAGCAUUCGUGUGAACGAGGAUUUACGCACGAUGAGACAACAACCGGAACAACAGUCCGCUACGAGCAUACGCGUCACCGAGGAUGUACGAGGGAUGAGACAACAGAACGAACAGACCACGAGCAUUCGCAUAGGCGAGGAUUUACGUAUAAUGAGACAACAGCAACAACAAGCGGAGCAAUCGACGAGCGUUCACCUGCCGGACGACUUACGAAUUUCUCGCACGGAACAGUCGUUGAACGCGCCACUUCUCGAUCAACGUGGAGUAUCGCGCACUAACCAGCAAAGUGCGACUAUCUCCUUGACGACGGACGGACGUACGGCUUCUGGUCGCUCGGAACAGUCGGCGGUGGUCCCUUUAACAGACAAUCGUGCAAUUCCUAUGGCGGAACAUAUGUCACCCGCUGCGCUGCCGGAUAUUCGGUCGGUGCCGCGAAUUCCGCAGGCCGCAGGUUCGUUGUCGAGUCAGUCCGCCGCUAUGCCCGUCGCCGGGCAAUCUUCCGUCGCGCAGCCGGGAGUGCUGAUCACUGAGGACGUCGCUCAUUCGGAAGAACCUUUGCCGACGGGUUGGGAAAUGAGAUACGAUGUAUACGGGAGAAGAUAUUAUGUUGAUCAUAAUACUCGAAGUACAUCGUGGGAGAGACCACAGCCUUUACCCGCUGGAUGGGAGGUUCGUCGUGAUCCGAGGGGUAGAAUUUAUUACGUCGAUCAUAACACAAGAAGUACCACCUGGCAAAGACCAAAUACGGAAAGACUACAGCACUUCCAACAUUGGCAAGGCGAAAGGCAGUACGUUGUUCAACAAGGAAACCAAAGGUUCCUCUAUCCACGGGGUAAUGGAAAUCAGGCUGCUGCAUCGGGUCCGUCGACGUCCAUGGGUGAUGACGACGAUCCUUUGGGACCAUUACCGGCUGGUUGGGAGAGACGAAAGCAGCCUGAAGGUAGAGUUUAUUACGUGAAUCACAAGAAUCGAACUACGCAAUGGGAGGAUCCUCGUACACAAGGUCAAGAAACUGGUAUAGAGGAGCCGCCAUUACCGGAUGGUUGGGAGAUACGGUUGACGGAAGAUGGAGUCCGGUAUUUCGUGGAUCAUAACACUCGAACAACGACGUUCCAGGACCCAAGACCUGGUGCACCCAAAGGUCCGAAAGGAGUGUAUCGUGUCCCGAGGGCGUACGAAAGAUCAUUCCGAUGGAAGUUGUCGCAGUUCCGCUUUUUGUGCCAGACUAACGCGCUGCCUAACCAUAUUAAGAUUAGCGUUAGUCGGCAGACAUUGUUUGAAGACUCCUAUCAUCAAAUAAUGAAUGCGGAAGCUUUCGCGCUGAGACGGCGAUUAUAUAUAAUAUUUAAAGGAGAAGAAGGCCUGGAUUACGGGGGUGUAUCAAGGGAAUGGUUUUUCUUGCUGAGUCACGAGGUUUUAAAUCCAAUGUACUGCCUAUUCGAGUAUGCUAACAAAAGCAACUAUAGCUUGCAAAUAAAUCCAGCGUCGUAUGUUAAUCCUGAUCACUUACAGUACUUCAAGUUUAUCGGAAGGUUUAUUGCGAUGGCUCUUUAUCACGGCCGAUUUAUUUACAGCGGUUUUACAAUGCCGUUUUAUAAACGUAUGUUGAAUAAGAAGUUAGUUAUGAAAGAUAUAGAAUCUAUUGAUCCAGAAUUUUACAAGUCUCUCGUGUGGAUAAAGGAGAAUAACAUUGAUGAAUGUGGCCUAGAAUUGUACUAUAGUGUGGAUUUUGAGAUUCUUGGUCAAGUAAUACAUCAUGAAUUGAAAGAAGGUGGCGACAAAGUUAGAGUAGGUGAAGACAAUAAAGAAGAAUACAUCAGGUUAAUGACUGAAUGGAGAAUGACAAGAGGAAUAGAAGAACAAACGAAGGCAUUUUUGGAAGGAUUCAAUUCGGUCGUGCCCCUGGAAUGGCUCAAAUACUUCGACGAGCGUGAGCUCGAGCUGAUGCUUUGUGGCAUGCAGGAAAUAGACGUUGAAGACUGGCAACGUAAUACUAUCUACAGACAUUAUACUCGUAACAGCAAGCAAAUUUUGUGGUUCUGGCAGUUCGUGACGCGAACAGAUAGUGAGAAAAGAGCUCGAUUGUUGCAGUUUGUAACUGGCACUUGUCGUGUACCUGUCGGAGGAUUUGCUGAACUGAUGGGAAGCAACGGCCCGCAAAGAUUCUGUAUAGAGAAGUUUGGAAAGGAUACCUGGCUGCCGAGAUCACAUACAUGUUUCAAUAGAUUAGAUCUACCACCUUACAAAAGUUAUGACCAAUUAGUAGAGAAAUUGAAUUACGCGAUUGAAGAAACAGAAGGCUUUGGCCAAGAGUAACUGUAAACAUGCUAAUUAAUAUGUGGUAGAUACACUACAUUUGUGUAUAAUUAGUGGAUGAUAAAAAGGAAAAUUUAAAAUGUAGCGCCACAAACUGAUGAUAAAAGAGUUCAUGUUACAUUUGAAAUCUGUUGGGGGCAGCUAUCAUUAAGUGUAAAAGUUCCAAAUAAUUAAAAAUGUUCAUAGAUACAUUGCUCGAAAGAAUUUGUAUGAAGCGUCUUAAAUUAUAUGCAAAUAAUGUAAUAAUCUGAAUUAUAUAAUACCAGUUUAUUCCAUUAUAUUUCAUAUCUUAUUGACAUUUUCGACUUAACUGUGGAAAUUGUAUAAAACGUUAAUAAGACAUGAAAAAUUAUAUAAUAAAAUUUACAAUAAUAUUAUAAAUAUAUUAAGAAGCUAAAAUAGUUAAAGGAUAUGUACAAUUUAAUCCUUUCUAUUGUAGUAUUUGUUUCAUACAUGUAUAUCAACCAAAAAAAGAAUUAUUUUAAUAUCCCCAAAUUAGUUUAUCUUUUUUAAAAAGAAAUGUAACAAGAAUUAUAAUCAUUAAAUGCAACUUGUCUAUAUUCAUUACCGGUCAUAAUUCUCUAAAUGAAAACAACGGAAAUUUGUUAUUAUGUAAUAUCUUUUAUUAUAUUUUAAUAUAUUUUAAUGCCUAAAUAUACACACAUAUAUACGUAGAGAUUAAAAAUUAUUCUCUUUUUAAUUAAUUAUGUGUAUAUAUUGAAUUUAUAUAUAAUUAUAACACAUAAUAUGUUAUAUAGGCAAUCAACAAUUUUAUGUUUUAUUCAAAGCAAUUUAGAGGUGAAGUGUGUGUAACGCGACGGUACUUUUUGUCUUAUAAAAUAUAGCAGGUAUUUAUAAUUAUAUCUGUAUGUGUUUCCAGAUACACAUUAUAAAUAUCUGCUACAUAUAGAAACAGCCAGCCAAUAAAAAAGAAUUCCCAAAUAUAUUUUAUCAUUUGAUGUAUCGGACGUUCGUAAUUAUAUAUUAAAGAAUUAUUGACACAUUGCAUGUUGCCUCACAGGUAUGAUAAAAAGUCAGUAUGAAUAUAUUACAUCAAAUAUUUCCUAAAAUAUUUGUAACAAUGAACACGAAUUAGGAAAAUCAUGGAAUUGUAAUUAUAAAAUUGUGCAUUUGUUUAUGAUUAAUAAUUUAUGUAUAUAAAAUAUGUAUGCAUAUGUACACACAAUUAUUUAUGUGUAUGAUUAUGCAGAUAAAUAUGCAUACUAUAUUGGAUGCUGUUUUAACUACACGUAAAAUAUCUGGACUUGUUAAGAUAAUAAGUCCUUUAGUUGUGAAGAACGACUGGUAGUUAAGAUUGAUCAUGGUGUUAGAUUUAUUUAUGCAUUAUCGCAAUAA